Solea senegalensis (Senegalese sole) is the source of this 3878-nucleotide messenger RNA. It is a transcript of the gene ptprna, whose product is annotated as protein tyrosine phosphatase receptor type Na. Gene Ontology annotation, cellular component: secretory granule. Gene Ontology annotation, molecular function: protein tyrosine phosphatase activity. Lineage: Eukaryota; Metazoa; Chordata; Actinopteri; Pleuronectiformes; Soleidae. Bases 246 to 3089 code for a protein of 947 amino acids. The record is from RefSeq and is a predicted model, not a curated record. Gene Ontology annotation, biological process: protein dephosphorylation. The transcript is spliced from 24 exons.
CCUCCCUUCGCUCCACCUUUUCACUGUGAGGAAUUUCUUGCAACCAUUUAUUUAUAUUUAUGCCCUCACAGUCUCUCGGGCUUCUCGGCUGGAGUGUAUACGUGGGCUGCUGACGACGCGCUCGAACGGCAACAACAUGGGGAUUUAAAAAGCAAGAGAAGGAGACCAAAGCAACGGGACUCCGCAUCCUCCUGUGUCUCUCCUCCUGUGUCUCUCCUGCUGCUGCUGCGAGGCUGCACAAGAUCAUGCAACACCUUAGACCAUGGCGCGCUCUGCUCCUCUUAGCCGCGCUGUGCCAACCAGGAACAUCAGACAAAUAUGGUUGCCUAUUUGAGAGGAAACUGUGCACAAGGGAUCAGUUUUGUACAGAUGAUGGACUGUUUGGUCAGUGCCACAGCUCAAAGCAGAACCAGGUCCGGUACCAGGUGUCAGUUGCCGUUCUGAAAAGGAUGCAGGAAGUCCUCAAACAGCUCAUGCUACAAGGGCUGUCAUGGCAGGAUGACAUCACCCAGUAUAUUUUAUCAAAGGAACUGAAGAGAGUUCCCCAUACGAGCACCACCGCAAAGCCAAACCCCUCCUCCUCCUUCUCUUCCUCUUCUCAUUCACCUCAGUCUAAACAGCACAUCCCCAAUUACCACAACUCAAAGUCAGGGUCUCCAUCUCCUGGCGGCAACUAUGUGGACUACAUGAUUGUUGAGCCUCCUCAGACCCAGUUGCGCAUGCAGACAGCAUCCUUGGACCCGUACACAUACCACCAGCAUAGGUACCAAGAUGAAGUAGAGAGAUCUCUCAUGGGGGCAGCAGGCAACUACGCCCGACCCUCUUCAAGGUCCCAGGCCAAUCAGAGAGAGCGAGAGCAUGACAGGCAACUGCUGCAGGAAGCUUUGUCUCUCUACCUUGCAUCUGCACAGCCUUCACAUCGCCACAGAGGGGCCACUUCCAUGGCUCCUGCAGGUCUGCCUUACUAUGAGGAUGUGGAACUGGAGAUUCCAGUGGACUAUGUGGAAGACUACACACUAGAGGAGAGACUUGGCACUGCAGGCAGACAGCACGUGCCACAAAACAAGAAGGUUCUGCAAGACUUAAGCUCUCUGUCUGGAAACAGUGAUGGUUUGCUCCAGCGGAUGUCAGGAGUCUUGCAGAAGUACGGAGUUAAUCCCAGAGAGCUCAGUCAAGAGCAGCUCUACAAGCUAGCGCUGAUUCUGCAGCUGCUGCAGGCCCAAGACAAGACAGAUUCGAUUGAGAAAGACCUCUUAACCCUCAAGGAGAUGCAGACGGUAAAAACAGACAGUGUGCCAAAUAAGCUGCAGAGGCCUGCUCCUGUUCAUAUCCCCCCUGGUGCCUCACCCGCACCCUCCUCUGCCUCGGUCCCAGCUAGUCCUUCAGCGAGGAGCACGACCCCCUCUGCCUCUCAGCGUCCUCAGGCUGCUCCAGGUGAAGAUGGACAAGGCUUGAAGGAGCAUGAGCCACCGCUGGUUGGGGGCAUGGGAGCCAAGGAGGAGUACGGGUACAUUGUCACCAACCUGAGUCCUCUGAGUUUGUAUGAUGGAGUGAAGCUGCUGGAACUGCUGGCUGAUAAGAUACACCUGACGACCAGCAGCUUCAUCAACAUCAGUGUGGUGGGUCCUGCACUGACAUUCCGUGUCCGGCAGAAUGAGCACAACAUGACGGCAGCAGAGGUGGCUGCUAAAGCUGUGUCAGAGAAGACCUUCCUGGAGUCACAGACAGGCCUGAAGAUUGUACAGACAGGAGUGGGAGAGAGGACAGAUGCACGGGGUCUCCCUCAGGUAACCAGGGUUUCCCAGGGUUCCAGUGGGACAGUGAUCACCCUUGUUUCCAUGGCAGUAGUUGGCGGUCUGCUGGUAAUAGCCAUGGUCGUAGCUUGUCUGAGACACUAUGCGCAGCAAGUGGCCAAUGGCAAGCUUGGCCUGGGGCCCGAGGGAGGAGCAGAAACUCACUUUGACUACCAGGAGCUAUGUCGGCAGCACAUGGCAUCCAAAUCCUCCCUGUCCCGCCAGGACUGUGUUGGUGGGGCGAGCAGCAGCAUGGCGGGGGCCGCCAUUGUCUCAGGUGCCGGCGGUCGACGGGGCACGGACACGUCGCGCGUGAGCAGCGUCUCCUCCCAGUUCAGUGAUGGUCCUCAGCACAGCCCGUCCUCGACUCAUAGCUCUACCCCGUCCUGGAGCGAAGAACCUGCCCAGUCUAACAUGGACAUUUCCACCGGUCACAUGAUACUGGCUUAUAUGGAGGAUCACCUGCGUAACAAGGACCGUCUUCAGAAGGAGUGGGAAGCGCUGUGCUCCUACCAGGCUGAGCCCAGUUCAGUUGCUGUGGCUCAAGUCCCAGACAACAUGGAGAAAAACAGACAUGCUGAAUAUCCCCCCUACGAUCACUCUCGGGUGAAGCUGAAGGCUGAAGUAAACCCAAAUAAACAAGAUUACAUCAAUGCGAGCAGCAUUUUUGACCAUGACCCUCGCCAACCAGCUUAUAUUGCUACACAAGGACCUCUGGCCCACACUGUCACUGAUUUCUGGCAGAUGGUGUGGGAGAACGGCUGCACGGUGAUCGUGAUGAUGACAGCGCUGGUGGAAGACGGAGAGAAGCAGUGCGAGCGAUACUGGCCUGAUGAGGGCUCAUCACUGUACCACAUCUAUGAGGUGAACCUGGUGUCGGAACACAUCUGGUGUAAGGAUUUCCUGGUGCGUAGCUUUUACCUGAAGAACGUCCAGACUCAGGAGACCAGGACUGUGACGCAGUUUCACCUGUUGAGCUGGCCGGCUGAUGACAUCCCCACCUCCACACGACCCCUGCUUGACUUCCGCAGGAAGGUGAAUAAAUGCUACAGGGGACGUUCUUGCCCAAUCAUCGUACACUGCAGUGACGGCACCAGCAGAACCGGCACAUACAUCCUCAUUGAUAUGGUGUUGAACCGCAUGGCCAAAGGAGUGAAGGAGAUUGACAUUGCAGCCACACUGGAGCAUAUUAGAGACCAGAGACCUGGCUUGGUCCACACCAAGGACCAGUUUGAAUUUGCGCUGACAGCCGUAGCAGAGGAAGUGAAUGCCAUCCUAAAAGCCCUGCCCCAGUGAGGUGCAGCAACUGAGGACAUGAACACUAAAGACAACACACUCCAUAGGACACACUGGUCCAACCCAGUCAUAUACGUGUGGCCAUUACUGUAAAUAAGAAUUUGCUCUAACACACUUGUUUUCAGCAUGCAGUAUUUUACCAUUUACUCACUGUCUGGGGUUUUAAAACUUUUGGAGCAUGCAUUUAAUAACAAGGAUGUACAGAUGAGAAGAUACAAGAGGGUUUUUUUGUGUUGGUUAUUUUUUUUACCAUUAUAGAAACAAAUUUGAGUCUUCACCCUCUAAAUCGUCUACAUUAUUAGACAACCAGGCCGUCACAUAUGAAUUCCAAGGGAAAGGAAUGUACACGUCACACAUUCAGAGACUGUACGUCACCAGCUUGACUCUAACAACAGUGUAACAUUCAUCUGUCUUACUGCCAUUUAGUCCCUCAUGAUAACCUCAAACGGUUCUGCUCCAAUUAACUCAAUACCAAUUAACGGAGUGUGGUGUUUACAUGUCCACCAGAAUACUGUACACUGCUGUCUAGUGUGCGCCAGCAAGUUGUUUUUUAUUAGUGAGGCUUGUCUUUGCCUUGACAUAUUUGAUUGUUUACACACACACACACACUCUCUAAGUGAUUUGUUUGGACUCCUUUCUUGUUCACUUUUGUCUUAUUCAGUGUACGUCCUUGUGAUAAAUGAAAAAGAAUUCAUCCAGAUGAGUGUGUUUAUUUCAUGUAGCAGACAAAUAUCUAUAAAAAUGUAUUUUUGACUUGACCUAAAUAAAUUUGUGAUGUGAUGCAGCAGA